Messenger RNA from Thamnophis sirtalis, 5042 nucleotides. NCBI's taxonomy places the organism in Eukaryota, Metazoa, Chordata, Lepidosauria, Squamata, Natricidae. The record is from RefSeq and is a predicted model, not a curated record.
GGCGGCUGCCGCUGGUGCGGCAAAGGGGCUCGACCAGGCCGGGCUUGGGCCGUUGGAGGCUUGUCUGAGUUUUGAAUCCAGACUUGAAGCUUAAAAACGGACAAAACAAGCAUUGAUUAAAAGUGCUUAAUGGACAGAGAAUGUCAGCAGUAUGGAUGAGGCAGAAAUCAACACUGAGAUCAUUGGUGCUAAAGGACUGCUAGAUGACAGUAAUUUCAUCUCUGAGAAGUGUGGCAUUCCCAAAUUAGAAGAGAGUGAAACAUCAUUUCAGAAUAAUACAUUGACUUUGCCUGAAGAUCUAUCAACAGACAAGUCUGAAAACGCCUUAAGUGGGGGCCAAACAUCUAUAUUUAUACAUACUGGGGCUCCUGCUGUUUCUAGUGAAAAUUUUGUUCUGCCUACAGAAACUUCUGUUAAUGGACCACACUCCAGUUUAACUAAGAUUUCCAUUAUGAAACAAGGCAGCAUUUCAUUAACUAAUGCACAAGCUUUGGGCCAUCAAACAGAUUCUUCAUCAUCUGUCACAGUGGUACCUGAUCUUCAACUUCCUACAAAACCAUCGACCCAAAAUUCAAGUCCGGUUUUGUUCUUGUUACCUGAAGCAGCACAUGCUAAGAACCUAUCACAUUCCAUGAAAAAUCUACCUCCCUCUGCUUCAGUUGCUUGUGACGUAGAGCCAUCAAUAGGAAAAAGCAUAAAAUCAGAUAGCACUUUAGUAAGCCAAGUAGAUGUGAGUGAGGAUAGCAAAAAUUUACUAGGAAAAGAUGAUGGUAGCAAAUCACUAACAGGGAUUUCCUCAGCUGCAGGUGACUUCAGAUCAGAAAGUGAUGUAAGCUGGGAUCCACAGAAAGAAUACAUAGAAUUCCUUAUGACAAAUGAAGAAACUGUAGAAGAGCCACCAAUUCAACCUAAAGUUGGCAUACAGAAAAGGAGAAAAAGAAAGAUGGACGUUAGCAAAAUAACUCGCUAUACUGAGGACUGUUUUAACGAAUCCAAUUAUAUUCCUGACAAUUCUGAAUCAGUAGAUAUUGAGUUUUUGGAGCAGAGUGAGAAUGUACAAAUAAUAGAAUCACAAAAAUAUUCAUUAGCCAGAGUAAAGCCUGAAUCUACAGAUGAGGAAUUGGAAGUUGUGGAUGCCAUCCAGCAACUGAUUUAUAAUCCAAGUAAUAAGUGUGCAGAUGAUAUUUCCCCUGUUCACAGUAGCACUUUCCUUUCUAAUACUUUAUUGAACAAAUGUGAACAAGAUGACUUGGAAUCACCAUCUAACUUCAUUUCUGAUGAGCCAUCUUUUUAUCCCUGUACAAAGUGCAAUGUGAAUUUUAGGGAAAAGAAGCAUCUGCACAGGCACAUGAUGUAUCACUUGGAUGGCAACAGACACUUUCGUCAUUUAAAUGUUUCGAGGCCUUAUGCAUGUAGGGAAUGUGGCCGGACUUUUAGAGAUCGCAAUUCCCUUCUUAAACAUAUGAUAAUUCAUCAGGAAAGAAGGCAGAAAUUGAUGGAGGAAAUUCGUGAAUUAAAAGAACUUCAGGAUGAGGGUAGGAGUGCACGGUUACAGUGUCCACAAUGUGUGUUUGGUACCAAUUGUCCCAAAACCUUUGUGCAGCAUGCUAAAACCCAUGAAAAAGAUAAAAGAUACUACUGUUGUGAAGAAUGUAACUUUAUGGCUGUGACAGAGAAUGAACUUGAAUGCCAUCGAGGGCUUGCUCAUGGGGCAGUAGUGAAAUGUGCAAUGAUCACUACAGACAUUACCCAGAGAAAAACACACAAAAAGGCAUUAGUGAAAGAUUCCUAUAUGGAGUCCUCAAAAAAGACAGUUGACUAUAUGUGUAAAAUGUGUCCUUUUACUACGUCAGCCCGAAGCAUUUUAAAAAAACAUGUGGAAUAUUUGCACCCAUCAGCUUGCAUGGAUCCCUUUGGUAGUCGCCUUAGACUAGAUAAAAGAAAAAGGCUCGGUAUAGAAGAAGCUCUACAUUUUGGUAGCAGGACUAAACAUUUAAUCAAGCAAGCAUCUGCCUUUCCAAAGACUUCGGUUUUAAAACAAGAUCUGAAACGACCAUUUGGCUCUGCAUUCCAGAUGAGUCACUUUGCAAAACUCCACAAGAGACCCUCCAGGAUACAGAAGGCUCGGAAAAGCGUUGCACAGUCAGCUAAACUUGCUGGGAAAAAAGACAGCUAUGAAACGGACGAUGAAAGUUCAUGGGAUAAUGUUGAACUGUGUGAUUACACUACACGGUCUGUGGAGGAUGGCUCUUACAGUGAUAUUAAUCAGGACCAUGUAAACCUGUUCCCUUUAUUUAAAGGUAAAAUGGAAGAAGAAGGUGGUGGUAAAUCGUCUCUUAGAUAUGAACAAAAUGAUGGAUUUUAUUUUGAAUAUUAUGAAGAUGGCGAAAGUAACAAUUAUCUGCAUGAUUUCCAAGAUCAUCAUCAUUUGGAAAACAUAGGUACAACAUUGCCAAAGCAUAAUUCCGUUUUUCACUGGACUGAUUUAUCACUUGAGAAAAAAAACUGUCCAUACUGUCCAGCAACUUUUGAAACUGGUGUUGGAUUAUCUAAUCAUGUCCGUGGACAUCUUCACAGAGCUGGGUUAAGUUAUGAGGCACGCCAUGUUGUCUCACCUGAGCAAAUAGCUACAAGUGACAAAAUGCAGCAUUUCAAAAGAACUGUGACGGGAACUCCAGUGAAGCGAGUUAGAAAAGCAAUUGAGAAAUCUGAAAGUUCUACAGAACACACAUGCCAGCUCUGCGGAGGUUGGUUUGACACUAAAAUUGGAUUAUCUAAUCAUGUGCGAGGACACCUAAAAAGGCUUGGUAAAACCAAAUGGGAUGCGCAUAAAUCUCCAAUCUGUGUUCUAAAUGAAAUGAUGCAAAAUGAAGAAAAAUAUGAAAAAAUCCUUAAGGCAUUGAACAGUCGUCGUGUUAUUCCCAGACCAUUUGUUGCUCAGAAAAUUUCAUCAGAUGAUGACUUUUUGUCUCAAAAUGUUUUACCUCUUGAAGCAUACCGCAAUGGCCUAAAGACUGAAGAUAUAUCGGUGUCUGCAUCAGAGGAAGAAAGGCUGAAUUGCCUCAAUGAAUGUGAUGAAGCAAAAUCAUUAUUGCAUGAUGAAAAAAAAAACCAGUCACUUACACUGAUAGAACUCUUGAAAAAUAAACGGAUGGGAGAAGAAAGAAAUUUUGAUAUCUCUCCUCAAAAGAUUCAUAAUCAAACCGCAAGAAAGAGGUUUGUUCAAAAAUGUGUUCUUCCAUUAGAUGAAGAUGGUCCUUUGAUGUAUCACCCACAAAAAAUGGAUUUGACUAUGCAGUCAGGUCUGGCUGAAGACUUUUGUGAGACUUCUAAACAUCAGCAGAAUGGAGUCCAUCUGGAUUUUGUGGGGGGGACCUCAUUCCAGAGGGCAGGCAUUGCUACAGAAAAUAUGAAAGCCAUAGAUUGUAAGCAAAAAAAAUCAAGAUCAAGAUCUGGAAGCAAGAAAAAAAUUCUACCAUUACCUCAUGGUGCUGAUGAAGUUUACAUACUCCGGUGCAGGUUUUGUGGUCUAGUAUUUCGAGGACCCUUAUCUGUUCAAGAAGAUUGGAUAAAGCACCUUCAACGCCACAUUGUCAACGCAAAUCUUCCUCGGACUGGGGCUGGCAUGGUGGAAGUGACAUCACUGCUUAAAAAACCUGCCUCAAUCACUGAAACUUCAUUUUCUUUCCUGAUGGCUGAAGCAGCUUCAUAGAGUACGGAAACACUUCAUAUUGCAUUGGAUGUACAUUUGAAAUCCUUUUGUUAAUUUUUUUAAAGUUAAAUUAUCUGUUUAUAAAAUUUGAAGCAAGAAAAUGGGAGUGGGAGGAGAAUGACAGUUAACAUCCAAACAAUUGAGUACUUAACACAGUUACCGUAAGUAGUCUUUAUAUUUUAUAUAGGGUGGAAGAUGUAUUUUUAAAGUUUACUAUGUUUUUGGGUCAAUUACUGUGUUCACUAUUGAUACAAACCCAUCACAUGUAAGAAGAUGUUUUUAAAUUGUUGCACAUGGGAUCUUAAGAUACGUUUUAUGAAAUGAAAGCAUUCUUUACAGUGUUACCAGAAUCAAUGCUUUGUUUAAAAAAAAAACUUGCUUAGUAAAAUAUUUUAUUUUGUUUGUAUGUAUGUAGUGUUUUGUACAAUACCAAGAAAUGCUAAUGCAAUUUAUUAAAUUUAGGGCAUUAAAAAUCAUGUACUUCAUAGAUCAGGAGACUGUUCCAUUCAAAUAGGGCAAUUAGUACUAUUUAGCUGUGUAUGUGUUUUUUAAUCACACGAGACUUUUUUACUAAAAGUGGAGGGAAACUUGUUAAACAAAUUUCUAAAACCUAUGUACAUAAUACUGGAAAUUAUUUGUGGUAAGGAAAGAUUCUUUACUUCACUUGCAUUUCUCACUGACAAUAAAAUGGUGCAUCCAUGCUACCUCCAACUUUGUCAGCAGUAAUGGUAUUUACCCUUUCCAUUUGUAGCAUCACAUACUUACUCAUGGUUGUUUUUUUUAUUGUAGAACAUGCUAAUGACAUUGUUCCUUUAUGCUUUGCUUAAAAGUAUGUUGCUUAUACAAGUCCUUUUGUUGCCUUUUAUUUAAUACUAUAGAAAUGUAUUAAAAGCAUUGCUCACUACAUGGCUUAGGUUAAACUAGCCUUUUUUGCAGUUGUUUUUAAAUAAAUCAUAAUAUCAUUGGACAUAAAUAGAAAAGUUUCCACAUAUGAAGAGAAUGUUUACAAUUUGAAUUUUAGAAUUUGUUUUGGGUGUAAUUAUAUGUAUGAAAACUGUAACACUAUGCUCAUGCUAAGGACCUAUUUACAGAAUUAUUAAAAUAAAUGUGCUGUGAGGAUAGAAAAAUAUGGUGCAAGUGUCUUGAUCAAAAUUAAUAUUGGCUGUUGACAAAAAUGUCACUUUUCAGCAGAUAAGCAAAUUCCUCUUUGAAAACUGGUUCUGUAAUGCAAGUAAUGUUUCCUUUUAUUCAUGUAGGGUGAUUAAUACUGUAGUUAAGCCAAGGAAAUGCAUUGAUAUUGUUUUGCGUGUAAAUAAAAUUAUAAAACAGU